UUCUAUCCAAGUCGGAGUAGAGGAAAGCAACGGGGGAGCAGGGAGGCAGCAGAGACCCACACAGACCCGGACCCACACUUCUCUUCUCGAGGUUUUACCCGCAGUGAAAAUGACCCAGUGUGUGCAUUGGAUGCUGUAUUUGGCGGUUCUGGUGGCGUUCGCCGCCUGCAACGCUCCACCGGUCCCGUUAGACGACAUCUUCAUUGAGAAAACUUUCGUGCCAGAACAGUGUGUGCGCGCAGUCAAAGUGGGGGAUUAUGUCAGGUAUCACUACAAUGGCAUGUUUCCAGACGGCAAGAAGUUCGACUCAAGUUACGACCGUGGCAGCACCUACAAUGUGUUUGUUGGCAAGAAGCAGCUGAUCGCCGGGAUGGACAAAGCUCUGGUGGGGAUGUGUGUCAACGAGAGAAGCCUGGUCAAGAUCCCACCUCACCUGGCAUAUGGCAAACAGGGCUACGGUGACAUCAUCCCUCCAGACUCCAUCCUCCAUUUUGACGUCCUGCUGCUCGACGUGUGGAACCCGGAGGAUGGCGUCCAGAGCAAAACCUACCACACACCCUCCAACUGCUCCAGAAAGGUGGAGGUGUCCGACUACAUCCGCUACCACUACAACGGCACUCUGCUGGACGGGACGCUCUUUGAUUCCAGCCACACCCGUAUGCGUACCUACGACACGUACGUUGGGAUUGGCUGGCUGAUAGCUGGUAUGGAUCAGGGCCUUCUGGGAAUGUGUGUUGGAGAGAGACGCAUCAUCACUAUGCCUCCGUCACUUGGAUACGGAGAGAAUGGAGACGGAAGUGACAUCCCAGGACAGGCGUCUCUGGUGUUUGAUGUAGUUCUCCUGGACCUCCACAACCCCAAAGAUGGGAUCACAGUGACCAAUCAGAUUAUACCUGAGUCCUGCACAAGGAAGUCCGUUGCUGGAGACUUUGUACGCUAUCACUACAAUGGCAGCCUCCUCGAUGGAACAUUUUUUGAUUCCAGCUACUCUCGUAAUCGUACCUAUGACACCUAUGUGGGUAAAGGCUACGUGAUCGCCGGCAUGGACGAGGCUCUGAUUGGAGUCUGUAUCGGAGAGAAACGCACCGUCACCAUCCCCCCACACCUCGGCUACGGAGAGGAGGGCACAGGUUCUAAGAUCCCUGGUUCAGCUGUACUGGUGUUUGACGUUCACAUCAUCGACUUCCACAACCCGUCAGACAACAUUGAGAUCACCAUCAUGCACAAGCCAGAAGAGUGUGAUAAGCAAACCAAGAAGGGAGACUUUAUCAAAUACCACUACAACGCCUCUCUGAUGGACGGCUCAUCCAUCGACUCCACAUAUAAUUAUGGAAAGACAUACAACAUCGUCCUGGGAGCCAAUCAGGUCGUCCCAGGGAUGGAGGACGGACUGAAGGACAUGUGUGUGGGAGAGAAAAGGCACCUUGUUAUCCCUCCUCACCUUGGCUACGGGGAGAGAGGAGUCACUGACGAAGUCCCAGGGAGCGCUGUGCUGGUGUUUGACAUCGAGCUGGUAGAAAUGGAGGAAGGACUUCCUGAAGGCUACAUGUUCAUCUGGAACGACGAUGUGUCAACUGACCUCUUUACUGAGAUGGACAAAGACAAGAACCAGGAGGUGGAGCCCUCUGAGUUUACUGACUACAUCAUGCAGCAGGUGAACGACGGUAAAGGUCGCCUGGCUCCCGGCUUCGAUCCUUAUCGCAUCAUUGACAACAUGUUCUCCAACCAGGACCGCGAUGGAGACGGAAAGAUCACAGAGGCAGAGUUCAGACUUAAAGCUGAUGAAGACGUCUCCCAUGACGAGCUAUGACGGGACUGAGUGUAAAACUCAGAUCAGGGGGAAGGCGGAAGGGUCAGACAGCGGGGUUGUAAUACAUAUGUGGGCGGUAGAGUAGAAAGAGACAGGGUUGUAAGAAUGGGAGCGAGAAAUAUGCUGAGAGAUUUGUUUGGUUUUUUAUUUUGAAGAUUUAGAUGAUGUUUGAACGGCUUCUUGGCCUUUAAGAAUAAAGUGAAAAGAAAGAGGGAAGAUUUAGAAAUGAGAUUAUAUUGAGUGCUAAAUAUUGUGAAGACUCACCCGAGGUCUAUGAUGACUGUUUUUACCUCCAUUCACAUCAAGUUCUUGUCUUGUUUUAUGUGACAUUUGAUUAUUUUAUUUUGAAGGGUACAAAAGCACUCGUGUGAAAGAACAAACCAAGGCCUCACUCCACGAUCUCUGCAUUCAACACUCCUUUGUGACUUUUAUUGUCGUUAACAUUUCGUGAUUGUGCGUGAAACUUUUUUUUCCCUUUCACUGGGCAUCAGUUUGUCUCUGAAAUAUCGGACAUUCUUCAGGAGCGACGAGUCGCCCAUCACUCACUGUUUUAUACGGUGAUGAUGGGGGAAAGUUACGUUUGUUUCUGAAAGUGAGAAUGUUUAGUUAGAAUAACAUUUUAUUUAAAUCGGUAACAGCUGAAACCUUUUAUUCUUUCACCUUUAAAUGUCAGGAUGCCUUCUGUGUUUCUGCUGUUAAAUCAUCCAAAGCAACACUGAAAGGUCCCAAAUCCUUAAAUGUUGGGGCUUUGCAGUCUUUCAAUCAGACUCCAUUGCUUGUUUUUUCUUCAUCCAAAUUUCAUCAUCUGGAUGCAUCAGGAUGAAUGCAAGACUUUGUGUGUGUGGGUUUGUGUGUAUGUGUGUGUGUGAGAAAGAAAUAGAGAAAAAUGUGAGUGUAACUGUUGCUUUUGUUUUACUUUUUUUAUUCAGGAGAAUACCGAGGCUUGAUGAUGAAUAUGUCAACACAAAGUUUAAUUUGAUUAAAUGACCAGACCUAAAUAUAAGCCUAGAUUGGGUCUGUCCUUUUCGUACUAUAAGUGUGUCUCUCCGCUUUAGACACUUAUUUUAACUUUUUCUUUUACCAAUAGCAUUGUCACAAUGACUCACAAUGGAAAGGUUUUAAAAAAGGAUCAAAAUAAAUCUGCGACCUUCUCUGUGGAAAAAAACAUCUCAAUAUUUUCUCUUCAUUGCUGAAAUAUUUGACGACAGCCAGAAGAUUGCUGUAUUUUAUAUUAGUUGCACAAUCCUUCAUCAAUAACCCAAAGUGAUGUCUGAUAUGUUUUACGGCUGGAUUAAGCUCCAGACUAUAGUUUGAUAAUGAAUCACAUGUAUUCACUGUACCUGACUUGUGGGCCUUUUUAAGUAAACCCUUCUUAUUUGUAGUUGUUGUUAUUUCUUCGUUAUUGUCAUUAUCGUAGUUCCUCAGUUUCUGAGGAUUUUGAUUAACAUGUCAAUAUGUAACUUGGAGUUAAUUUAGCUCAGUGAUUGAGGUUUAUUUUUUGCCUGUUAGGGAGAAGUGAUGACAGAGUCAACCUCUAAGUUUAAUUCUGCAUAAAACUAGGAAAUACAGUUAAGGUGCUGUUUCAGUCUGUUACUGGUUCAGUACAAAACCAGGCUUGUAUGGGUAAAUGCUGUUAACCAGAUUAGCCUGGCAACUAAUGUAACUAAUACUUCCUCCCAGUGUCGAUAAGGAUCUGGAAGACAGCUGUUCUGCAACCUCUGGUAUCAAACGGGUGUUUUGUAAAAUUCAGUUCAGCAUAUAUUAUAACACGGGCUGCCUUUGUAUCACUUAUUUCAGGCCUUUCACAUCAGUAAUCCCAAAAGCAGGAUGGCAAAGGAAAUGCUGCCCUUCAGAACCAUGCUUGGUACUCAUAUUGUAUUUCUAAAUUAAGAUAAAUCACAUUACUUAUAAAACAUAAAUUACACUUUAAGAUACCGAUCACUAUAGAUUCUAACGGUUUAAGGAAGCAAAGGUCACCGUUGUACAAGUGUCAGUCAGGGGGACAAAACCACAGAGAGCUUUAUGGCCUCGUACUUCCUGUUGUUUCCACGACAGAGCAGGAGCUUCAGCUGGUGGAAAAAUUCAACCAUAGUUCACUGCAGAUUCUCGAUUUUGCAACAAUGUUUCCAAGUAUUUGUUUAAUUUACAAUUGUUAGUUAACUCAUUAAUUAAUGAUUUGAAUAAUUUUCUUCUUAGAAUUAGUAUGAAAAAUGGAAUUGGGACACACGGCCAAUG
Molecule: messenger RNA, 4045 nt
Organism: Anoplopoma fimbria (sablefish)
Lineage: Eukaryota; Metazoa; Chordata; Actinopteri; Perciformes; Anoplopomatidae
Gene: fkbp9
Product: FKBP prolyl isomerase 9
Exons: 10
Coding region: 110-1810 (566 amino acids)
Molecular function (GO): calcium ion binding; peptidyl-prolyl cis-trans isomerase activity
Source: RefSeq, a predicted model, not a curated record